Messenger RNA from Protomyces lactucae-debilis, 746 nucleotides. RefSeq names its product Isoprenylcysteine carboxyl methyltransferase family-domain-containing protein. Gene Ontology annotation, biological process: C-terminal protein methylation. Gene Ontology annotation, molecular function: protein C-terminal S-isoprenylcysteine carboxyl O-methyltransferase activity. Lineage: Eukaryota; Fungi; Ascomycota; Taphrinomycetes; Taphrinales; Protomycetaceae. The record is from RefSeq and is a predicted model, not a curated record. Gene Ontology annotation, cellular component: membrane; endoplasmic reticulum. The transcript has a single exon. The coding region runs from base 207 to 605 and encodes 132 amino acids.
CCUUGACCUGGGCAGUCUUCAUCACACCUACACAUCCCGAACUGGCCAUCUACAUUGCAUUGCUGGCACUCUUCCAUCUGUUGGAAUACUGGAUCACAGCUCGGUACAACACUGUACGCGUCUCAACAACCUGUAAUCAAGUGACUAGAGGUGUGACAUCGCUGACCACAGCUUUCCUCCUGACAAGCAACGGAAAGGCGUACUGGAUGGCUCUCAUUUCAGGUAUUUUAGAGCACACAAUAAUCUCUCGUCGCUAUACUGCUACGACAUUGGGUCAAGGUCGCGUGCCAGUGGCUUUCUCGCUGGGAUUCGUUCUUCUUAUGAUUGGCCAAGCAGUGAGGUCACUGGCGAUGAUUCACGCAGGCAAGAGUUUUUCUCAUCAACUCGCAGUACAGAAACAUGACGAGCAUGUCCUCGUGCAGGAUGGCAUUUACAAGUUAGACUCUCUUCCUCGUCUCCACGCUGACUCAAGAUACAUGAGACAUCCCUCCUACUUUGGCUUCUUUUGGUUUGGCGUUGGUACGCAGAUCAUGAUGUCCAAUGUGCUAAGCACAUGCAUGUUUGCCGUUGUCCUGCAUCGCUUCUUUUCCGCACGCAUCAGAUAAGUGUAUGCAAUACUUGAAACUAUGCUAACAUCACGGCAGAAGAAUACUGGCUCAUCAAGUUCUUCGGCAGUGAUUAUAUCGAAUACAAGAAGAAAGUCCCAAGCAGACUCCCAUUCAUCCCCUAGAGAAAUGAAUCACGAG